Syngnathus typhle (broad-nosed pipefish) is the source of this 1319-nucleotide messenger RNA. It is a transcript of the gene syt5a, whose product is annotated as synaptotagmin Va. Gene Ontology annotation, biological process: synaptic vesicle endocytosis; regulation of calcium ion-dependent exocytosis; regulation of dopamine secretion. Gene Ontology annotation, molecular function: phosphatidylserine binding; calcium ion binding; clathrin binding. The transcript is spliced from 10 exons. Lineage: Eukaryota; Metazoa; Chordata; Actinopteri; Syngnathiformes; Syngnathidae. Gene Ontology annotation, cellular component: dense core granule; axon; synaptic vesicle membrane. The coding region runs from base 81 to 1319 and encodes 412 amino acids. The record is from RefSeq and is a predicted model, not a curated record.
CACUUCCCUUGAAUCAACACUGUUGGAUUGGAGCUCAAUACCUUUAGAUGCCUAAUAUUGACUGAGACAAAGAUAGAGCAAUGAUGCGGAUGCUCAGCAUGGAGGGGGCGCGACACCGCAGGGCAGCGGAGGAGGAAAGCAAGGAGCCCCCGCCACCUCCGCCCCCCUCACAUCACUCCAACCACCAGUUUGCGAGCAUGAAGAACAAGUUCUUCAACGAGCUCACACACUUACCCAACCAUACACUCAAUUUGCCCAUGUGGGCAGUAGGUGCCAUUGUGGUGGUGGUCCUCACCCUAAUUGCCUGUAUGGGAUUCUGCAUUUACAAGAAAUGCUUCAACAAGGGCAAAAAGCCCAAGAAGGUCAGAGAAAGAAAGGCCGGGCGAGGACGCAAGAAGAAGGACAAAGAAGGGGAGGACGGAGAAGACAAGAAGGAAGGUGAGGACGGCAAGGAAGAGGAGGAGAAAGAGAACUUUGGCAAACUGGAGUACACGUUGGAUUAUAACUUCACAGAUAACCAGCUGAUAGUGGGCAUCCUGCAAGCUCAGGACCUGGCAGCCAUGGACAUGGGAGGGACUUCGGACCCCUACGUUAAAGUCUACAUGCUGCCGGACAAGAAGAAAAAGUUUGAAACCAAAGUCCAGCGCAAGAACCUCUGUCCGGUUUUCAAUGAGACCUUUAUUUUCAAGAUACCCUACACAGAGUUGGGUGGUCAGACGUUGGUGCUCCAGGUUUUCGACUUUGACCGAUUCGGCAAACACGACGUCAUCGGUGAGAUCAAGAUUCCCAUGAACACCAUAGACCUGGCGCAGCCAAUCCACGAAUGGAAGGAUUUGAUUGGAGGAGAAAAAGAAGAGCAAGAGAAGCUCGGAGACAUCUGCAUUUCUCUUCGCUACGUUCCCACGGCUGGCAAGCUAACCGUUAACAUCAUGGAAGCCAAGAACUUGAAGAAGAUGGAUGUUGGAGGACUAUCUGAUCCGUUUGUCAAAGUGGUUCUUCAGCACAACGGAAAGCGCCUGAAGAAGAAGAAGACAUCAGUGAAACAAAACACUCUGAAUCCAUACUUCAACGAGAGCUUUAGCUUUGAGAUCCCCUUCUCCCAGAUCCAGAAAGUCCAGGUGAUCAUCACGGUGUACGAUUAUGACAAAUUGGGAAGUAACGACCCCAUCGGCAAGUGCUGGAUCGGUUACGGCGCUUCGGGCGUCGGACUGCGUCACUGGUCCGACAUGUUGGCCAAUCCACGCCGUCCGGUGGCUCAGUGGCACGUCCUGCAGCCGGAGGAGGAGGUCGAUGCUGCCCUCAAGGCUCCCAUCCGCUAA